Leptidea sinapis is the source of this 14119-nucleotide messenger RNA. RefSeq lists its product as uncharacterized. The transcript is spliced from 9 exons. The record is from RefSeq and is a predicted model, not a curated record. Gene Ontology annotation, cellular component: chromosome. Lineage: Eukaryota; Metazoa; Arthropoda; Insecta; Lepidoptera; Pieridae. Bases 500 to 13519 code for a protein of 4339 amino acids. Gene Ontology annotation, biological process: regulation of transcription by RNA polymerase II. Gene Ontology annotation, molecular function: chromatin insulator sequence binding.
UAGUUGGCCAGCUGCAGUGAGCUGUGAGCUGCGCAGGCCGCAGACAGUCUGUUUCGUUGACAUUUGACUGUCAGUUCGGUAAGAAAGGGAAGCGUAUAUAUUACGUCACGUGGUUCAUGCAACCCGAGGCUCCCACUCGUCCGACGUUUAAUGCUUGUUCCUCUCGGCUAGUAGAGCCGCCAUUUUGUCGUUCAUUUUAUUUGACGCCACGGCUCGAAGGAGACACGACUAGAAUUGGAAGAGGCGCGGGCGCUCUAGGAGUCAUGAUUCUUAAACGUGAUAAUUUGAAAAAAAGUGAUUUGUGAUAAUGGAUAAAUACUUUUAUCAUCGUGUAAAAACAAUUUUUCGUUACAUAAUAAAAAAAUUAACAUUGGAUGACGUGUGUUGCUCCAGGAACGCCGACGCUACAACAUUCUUUGUUCGCCAUAUUCAUCUAACCAUCAAAACAUUUUAAGCUGUUGUUCGUGGACGAUUAAAAUAAUUGUUAUUAGGAAACAAGAUGGAGUCGGACUACGAUCGGAAGUUCGAGGAAAUGAAGAAGUACAUUCCAUUCUUGGAAAAUAUGAUCAAAAGGCUAGAAAGUCAUAGAUCUCCUUCAAAUCCUCGACAAGCUCAGCUUGAUAAAAUUAGAUCUCUUAGAGAUUUACUUCAGGACAAAAGUAAAAGGAUGAAAAUGGACAAUUUGUUGAAGUGUGAACAAGUCUUGGUGAAUUUGUAUAAAAAAGUUGAACAGAGAGAUUCAUCCGUUCAUGGGAAAGAAAUUGAACAGUCCGCAAAAAGUCCGAUUGAUAUAAAUAUUGUUAAACAAUUGAAAUCUGUGGUAACGAAAAUAAAUGAAGGAACGCUACCGGAAAUUGCAAGAGCUAGUGACACUGAAGAGAUAUGUGUUCCUGGUAGUAAAGAGCCUGCAUUAUUCCAGAGACGACCAAACCGAACCAAAUCACCAGACCGGGAGGAGACUUCACAUCAGUCUUCGAAACGUAACUAUACUCGGGUGUUGCAUUCGCCUGAACCCAGCUCUAGGAAAUGGAAUGGAAGCGAAUGUCAAAAGUCUGACAAACCAAUAUACAGUCGAAGAUCACCGAAAAAAACACCCAAUAGAUUUUCACCUUCUUAUCAUAAGAGAGAACGAAAGAGAUCCUCCAAAAAGUCGAAGAACUCAAAGGAUUUAAAUAUAACUUUAAAUGUACCAGAAGAUAAAUUAAAUUCUUUGAAUACAAAGGAUAUCCUAUCUCGAAUUAUUAACUGCAAUAACAAAGAUGUAGAAAUUGCUACUCUGCGUGAAUUACGUAGUCAAAUAUUAUCGGAACUUAAGCAGACUGGAGCCAGUGAUGACAUAUCUGAUCUACUGUUGAAAUCUUAUGAAAAAUCAGAUAAAAGAAACAAUAAAGAAGAAGUUGAAGAGGGGGAAUUAUCUGACAGUGAAAGUGAAACCAUUGAAAAUAUAUAUGGAAGUUUAGUGUUGGUGGAUAAGGACAAAUCCGCACAGACAACAAAAAAACAACUGGAGAAGGAUGUCCGUAAAAUACAAAUUUGCCUCGUAAUAAAUUCUGACAAAACUGCUACAGUAAAAGAUGCAACAGAAGAUAUUCAGAAUAAUGAUAAAAAUAUUGAUAUAUCGGAUUUUCAAACGUUUACCUCAGAAACUGAAUGUCAGGACGUUAAAACAAUGUCAAUGUCUUCAUCAAAUGUGGGCGAUAUUAAAUCAAAUCCAGAAGAUAACAAUUCUGGCACGAAUAAUUUAGAAGAAUUAACAGAAAAGACGGAAAUGUCAAAAAAAGAAACAUUAGAUGUUCCCGUAACUACAAAUAAAUUUGAAGUCAGUUCAAACCAAAGAACAAAUGUAAAUGAUAAUCAAAAUACAGCCGAAAAUUUUACCUAUAAUUAUCAUAAGUCUGAUGAUAGCAACAAGAAACUAAACUCUGAGAAACACUUGGAAAAUACCAGUAGUUACCAGUGUAAGCCAGGUCAAAAUUCUAAUGAAAAUAAUUCAGAAUUCACAAAGCGAACUGGAGAUGUAGUGGAAAUACCAUUGCUUGAUCUAGAUUUAACUACGAAACAAAACGUUGUGUCCGAAAUAGAUAUUUUGCAAGCUUUGAAAAAAGAGAUACUUAAUGAAACGGAUACUGUUUUAGGAAGCGAAACAGUAACACCUGCUUUGCAUCAACCAAAGCUUAACAAAGUCGAAAGUACUCCAAAAAGUGUUCCAAAAAGAACUAUUUCUAUCGAAAAAUAUAAAGAGAUAACUAGUUCCUCCCAUAAAUCAUUGUUCGUACACAAUAAAACGAAUUUGAAAGAUGACGUGCUUAAAAAACAAAGUUUAAAACUAACAGAAAAGGAAUGUGAAAGAUUUAAUUUGCCGACAAAAUUGAGUAUAACUGAAAGCUCUGAAGACGAAACAUCCAAUAUUUCAUUAGAUGAUAUUUACGAUGAUUUGGCUCCUAAAUCACCAGAUCAUGAUGAUUUUGCUGAUACUGGUAUCAAACCCCCCGUCAUAAUACCUAGUGACCCUAUUAAGCCAUCACUUGUAAGUUCAGUUGCUGAUAUCGAUAUGAGAAAAUCAUUGCCAAAUAUAUCGCCUAAUAAUCUAUUUCAUACAUCUUACAACAAUAAUAAAUCAGCAGAUGAUGUAACGUCAUUAAUUCAUAAAGAUAAACCAACAAUUAAUUUGGUAGACCCUCGUCGAGCCAGAAGAGAACAACAAAUAUCGAACAGAGAAAAACCUUCGGAAACGAAAACUCCAUUUCCUGAUGACAGUGCUACAUCAAGUGCACCUGACACAUUAUCCAAUUUAGGUAUUGUGCAUAAUAUGAAUGCUGAAAUGACACCAAGUAGAACACCUGGAACGCAUAACAUGGCUAAUGUUUCAAUUCCAAAUAUAAAUACAAAUGCGUCGUGUUUUGAUAACUCAAUUGAAUUAGAUAAUAUGACUACAAGGAAGAAUGUCUAUACCCCAAUGUUUUCUGACUUGCAUGAGACGAACACAAGAGAUGUUGAAACUCGUCAUCAAUCGUGGGAUCAAAAUUCAAAUAGUCGAGCACCUAGAAGUGUUGAUUACAGUUUUCCCUAUAACGAAGCUUAUCAAAAUAAUUAUAGGCGUGACAGGUAUAGAAUAGAUAGAAGAGAACCUUCUAAAAGAAUGGGUCCUUCAACAACUCCCAGUUCUUCGUAUGGAAGAAUGGAAUGUCCUACGACACCUUUGCCUUCAUUUGGUAGGUCAGAUGGUUCGUCUACUCCUUUACAUUCAUUUGGCAGAUCGGACGGUUCGGUAACGCCUAUACAUUUAUUUGGAAGGUCUGACUUAGCGGCACCUAUUCCUUCGUACGGAAGAUCGGACGGAUCAGCAACACCUGUUCAUUCGUUUGGAAGAUCAGACGGCUCAUCAACACCCAUUCAUUCGUUUGGGAGAUCGGACGGUUCAGCAACACCUAUUCAUUCGUAUGGAAGAUCAGAUGGCUCAGCAACACCCAUUAAUUCGUUUGGGAGAUCAGACGGCUCAGCCACACCUAUUCAUUCAUUUGGGAGAUCGGACGGAUCAGCAACACCUGCUCAUUCGUUUGGAAGAUCAGACGGCUCUGCUACACCCAUACAUACGUUUGGGAGAUUGGACGGUUCAGCAACACCUAUUCAUUCGUUUGGGAGAUCUGACGGCUCAGGAACACCCAUAUUUUCGUUUGGGAGAUCGGACGGUUCAGCAACACCUAUUCAUUCGUUUGGGAGAUCGGAUGGUUCAGUAACACCUGUUCAUUCCUUCGGGAUAUCGGAUGGCUCAACAACACCUAUACAUUCAUUUGGAAGAUCGGAAGGCAUAAAUACUAAUUACGCAUUUGGUAGAACAGAUUUAACUCGUAACCAGCAUGUGUCUCAGAACAAGUAUAGUGGAGUAAAAGAUCCUAGACUAAAUAGAAGUCAUGAACACGACAACAAUUAUUACAAUAAAGAAGACGGAGGCAGAGGGUACCGUAUGGACCAUAAACAUUUAGGUGCCCGUUAUCCAGAACAAGGAUCAUCAUACUCGUAUCAUAGAUAUAGACGGGAGCAGAGUGUCGGGAGGAACGAAAAUUCUCGAUUUCAAGAUUCUUAUGAAAAUAAAUAUCAAAGCGAUCACUCUCUUCGAGACUUAAGUAGUAGCCGUUUGUCUAAUCCAGAUCAAGAUUAUAGUAAUCAUUCUACAAACUCAUAUGACCGAUCCUCAGAUCCACGCAGGAAUAGGUCAAGUAGAGAAAAACCAAUAGAUAAAGGAUACGCGGAUACGUUUUGCCCUUCAUCGAAUAUUAGCAGCAGUCUUGUUCCAAAAGACAAAUUGUAUGUGCAACCAUCUGUGGGAACAUCUUUUACUAUCGAUACUAGUAUCAAUAGAACUUUUCAAGAACUUGGUAUACAAAACAGUUUUGAUGCUAGACGAAAACGGGCCUCAAGUGUUAGUAGAGUGACAAAUCCAGAUACUUGUAAAAGAACCUUUGAUUGUGAUGAAAUAAAUACAAAAUUACCAGACCCAGACAACUAUACCCACAUGGGCAGAGAUUUUCAGCGGGCUCGGAGUGUUGGACGAGAUACGUUAUCUAAAUGUUCGCAAAGUUUCAAUGAUAUUAAAAAUGACUUAAGGUCUUUUACUUUAAAAACAGAUCCAAGAAUCAGCCGUAGUUCUGAUCCACAGAGUUUUAGGAAACAUAAGGUGGAUAAGUACGAUGCGUAUUCAGACAGUCCAAAAUUCGAAAAUUAUAAAUCAGGUUCAAAAUCGAAUUUCAGUGAAAAUAAUCCAUAUAAAGAAGGCUGCCGGAAUGCCACUAAAGGAAAACAUAUUUCUUUAAGUCAGCGCUGGCAAAAAUAUCAAGAAAAUGAUAAAAACUAUAACAGUUAUAAAAGUCAACGUUCUCAUGAUAUUAAAAAUAGAUCGUGCUCUAAUUCACGAUACACUCAAUAUUAUGGUAAUGUUUAUUCUGAUGAUAAUAUUUCGAAAGGAAAAAUUCAAGGACCGGAUGCUGUAAAAAAAUAUAAAAUUCCGAAAAUAAAACGGUCACCUGAGAAAACCAUACCUCUUGAAAACAAUGAUACAAGAAAGAAUGAUAAGCAACAACCUUCAAUUGAUGAUGCAGUCAAAAGUGAUGUGGAUGUUUCCCACGAAAGAAAAAUACAAAAUGAUAAUAAAAAAGAUCUUGGCGAAAAGAAUAGUUAUCAAUAUAAUCCUUGUGAUAAGAAAAAUAAAAAUGAAAAGUUUUCUAGUCCAAAACUUUUAACAAGCUCAAGUCCAAUGAAAGAUAUCGCAAAUCUAAAUAAGGAAGAAACAAACAAUGCUUUUAUUAAUUAUUGUGAACAACGACCAGACACAAAUGAACUAGAAGAAUUUCGCACAAAUGAAAACUCAAUGAGCAAAGAUGAAUCUAAACAAAUAAUGAAUCACGCGAGUUUUGAUAAAAGUGAUGUAAAUAAUAUUAAAAGCAAUGAGGUUACCAACAAACUGACACAUGUUGAACAAGAAACUGACAUAAAGAAUCCAUCUAAAUUUUGCACAGAUGAAAUCUCAGUGAAUAUAGAUGACAACAAAAAAAAUUUGAAUAUUGAUAAUCAUGUUAAAAGUAAUGACGUAACAACAAACGAAGACUUAAAUUCCAGUUUUGGUGACAUAGAAAUCUUUUCGGAGAACAUUGUAACCGAUCCGGGUCUAGACAACCUAAAUGAUUUAAUAGCGGAACUCGAUAAUGAUCUAGAAGCAACAAAAAUGUCUAAUGAACCUGGACAGUUUGUGCAAGAAUUAUGUCUUGAGAAAAUGAUGGACAGCAUUACAACACCUGAAGUUAGCAACAAGGUAGAAAAUAAUUUUGAUACAAAAUGUGAAAUUAUAAACGUAAAUGUAGAUAAUAGAAAAACAAACGAGGAAACCCAAAAUAUAUCUAUAAAUAUAAAAGAGCAGUACACCAAUUUUGAAGAACAAAAACUUGAAACUUCAAGUCUUCCAUGUAAUAAUACAUAUGGGAAAAAUCCAUGCACAGAAAGUGUCUCAAAUAUAAACUUAGAAAACUUAAAUGCAAAAGAGAAACAUACACUAGGACCACUAACUUCGAAUAUCAAUUUAAUUUCAAAAAAACAGAGUGUUUCUAAUAUUCUUGACGACAGCAAUGAAAAUACCGUAUCAACCACUAAAGAGGAUGUUAGGCAAUUAGAAAAUAGCGAUAAAAUAACGGAAGAUAAAAUAAAUAGACAUGAAAAUGUUCCGAUUCCGGAUAGCACGAUAAAUAUUAAUGAUAAAAAUGAUGAUAAGUUAUGUACAGAAAGUACACCUGAUAGUACUAUCGAAGCGAAUGAUAAUAAUAAUCAAGUAACGUCUUCACAUAGCACAUGUGAAGAUACAAGUAGAGAUUCCAAGGUAUCAUGCCCCCCCAUAGUUUCCGAACUUAACGAUUUUAGCAAGCUAUUGUCAAUUUUAGAAGAUAAACACAAAGUUAUAGAAUUGCUUUCAUUAUUGAAAGAUAAGCCCGAUAGUGAUAAAAUGAAAAAGAAGUUAGAAAAACUAAGCGAAUUAGUGUUCGAGGAUAACGAUAAUGCUUCACAAAUUACAAUAGAAGAGAACCCUGAAUCAUGUAGUACAUCAGAUUCAAAUAAACAUUGCAAAAUUUUGAAGAAACCAAAAAUUAAUGAGAGCUUACUUGAAAAUAAAGAAGAUAAACAAUCCGAAAACGAAGCUGAGGUUAAAGAUGAUCAAGAUACAAAAAUUAAAGACGAAGUGGAACCUUCAAAAGAUAAGAAAGGUACUUCUCGAUCCAAGCCAGAGUGUAAAGAUCAAACCACAGCGAAAAUCGUAAAGGUGAGGCAAAAAAAACCUGCAAAAAAGGAUAAAAAGAAACCUAUCUUGCGUUCCAACAUCACAAAAAAAACUUCAAGCAAAAGACCUAACAGAGAACUAUUGAAAUUGCAAGAAGAUCUACGCGAAAUGUUUAUAAAAGAUGAUGUCCUGAAUAACACUGGCUUAAGAAUGUGUCGAAUAGCUAAACUAGUUGAUGAAAAAACAAAAAAGCAAGUAAAAGACCCACCAUCAGUUGAAUAUGAACCGAUAGUUCGCCUGGAGAAAUUUAAAAACGUAGAUAAUAUUGAAAAACGAAAGCCAGUGAAAAAGGUCUCUACAAAAUCAAAAAGUAAUAAGCACAACUCUUUGGACCAUAAAAACAAAUUCAAGAAAGUCACAAAAACAUUACAAACACAACAUGAUCCUUUUGAAUUCGAAACAGAUUCCAUUAGUGAUACUACUAACAUAAGUGAAAAGUUGAAUGAUAUGACAUCGGAAUCCGAAAGUGAUUCAGGGGAUUCCACAAAAAGUACAGAACCACUGUCAGAAAUAAAGAAAAAGCCAAAACGAAAACGAUUUGCUUGGCAAGCUGGGGUUGUACCUAAAAAUCGAAAAAAGAAACGAGUAUCGAAGACAAAAAAUGGGUCUACUAAAAGUGAAGACUGUCAAGUCGUUAAGGAGACUAUUCCGGAUCUCAAUUGUUACAUUGAUAAAUUGUAUUGUUAUGUCAAGAAUGUAACCACGUACACCUGUCGGCUAUGCAUUUACAAAGGUGACGAAAUAGUUGAUCAUUACAGGACUCAACAUCCUCACACAGAAAUACCUCUUUCGCGUAUGAGUCCUGAUGUAGCAAUGGAUGCAAUCAAACAGUGUGAAAACCUUAACUUCCAGAUCGUAAGUAAAUUGCCAAGCAAUCGGUACGUUUGCAGGUUCUGCUUCAAAGAGUUUGCCAAAAGUAAAAAUGCCUUACAAUCAUUCUUUUGGCAUAUAGUAAACGUUCAUACAGGCGAAUAUAUGAAGGAUUGUACAAUUUGUGAUAACAAUCAAUGUCCAUUCGAGUUAGACAUUCCACCUGCACCCAUAAAUUCUGAAGGUCAAUUGAUUGGAUAUCUUUGUGGAAACUGUAAUUACACACAGAUAUCAAUUGAAAAUUUAAAGAGUCAUGUUUUAAAACGUCAUAAUGAUGAACAUACUGAAGUCUCCACUAUAAAUUUGGCUUAUUUUUCCCAGAAAACUUUAAAUGCGAUGCUGAAUAAAUUUACAAAAAUGCAGCUUCCGAUUGAAUCGGAAAAGCCUCGAGUACUUAGAAGUAAUAAAUUAAACACAAAUAAUGUACAUGAUAAUAGAAACGAAUCUAGUGAUUCUGACGUAAGCAACAAUCUUGAAACUGCGUCUACUUCAAGUCAUGUGGAUAAUACAAAUGUAUACCAGAAAUCGCAGUCUAUUUAUACACCCUCGAAAAACGCGAGUAGAAACGAUGUUGAUAAACAAAUAACACCAUUUUUCAACAACGAUUUACCAAAACCAGAUCAAAACGUAGAUGUUAAUCAAUCAAAAGAUAUGAGCUUCCACGAAUUAGCAAGUAACGAUGAAACAUCUUGCUCCCUUCUUACAAACGAUCAAUUAGAAACACCUAAUAUGGAAAGCCAAAGAGACAUAUUUGAAUUACCACAUUUCAAAGUUAAACUUAAAGAAUCUGGAAUGAAAGAGUACGUUUGUUGUGUCAAUAAUAACCAACAUUAUACAACAUCUUUAUUGAUUUCAUUAAAAAAGCAUGUAAAAAUAUCCCACAACGAGAAUUGGGAUGGUUAUUGUUUUCUUUGUAAGGUUAUCGUUACGUCACAGGGUAAGCAUAAAUUCAUCGAGUGUCUGCAACAUUUUCUUGAUAAUCAUUUAGAUGAUUUCCCUGUUCUGGAAGAUGAAGUCAUCAGGGACAAUGAAACAACAAACGUCCAUCAAUACAGCUCUGAACCGGAACCACCAAAGCCGUACUUAACAUUGCGGCCAUUAUCAGAACUUAUAUCUGAUAAUAGUGAAAGUUGUUCAUCGCCACUUCCAAUUAUAGAAAGCGUAAUGAGUCUUGGCACAGAAAAACCAGUCUACCCGCGAAUAGAAACAGAAGAAGUGGCGAAACAGUAUUUGUAUGAAGAGGCACAAGCAGAAAUAAUGACACAGAAGCACCGUAUUGUUUUGAAUGCCAUGAUGUCACAUGAGAAACUUGCUCAUGUUUUUAAAUGUGCCGGGACAUAUUGUUCUUUUACGACGGACAACGCUGAAGAUGCUUUGCUCCACGCCACUACCCAUAUGAGAGUUGGUGGUGAAAAUGCCCUGCGUUGUUCUUACUGUGAUUACGACGCGUCGAACAAUGCGAUUGACUUGAUAACACACGUAUUCAAAGCUCACGGGUGUUGUCAAUUUGCUUGCGGAUUUUGCUUCUACAGAGCGGCUGCAAGUCAGCUUGUAAAUGCCCAUAUUGACAGGGUGCACGAUGAUGCUGCGAAGACUGUAUUGAAAGCUAGUUUUGUUACGGAUCAAGGCAAUGAAGAAAUUGCGUUGUCGAGAGAAUUAGCUGUGCCAUUCUACUAUUGUGGUUACGAUAUCGAUGGAGUGGAAGCGGGUUGUAAAUUUAGAACUUAUACCCCGGGAAAAUUUUGUGAGCACUUGAGCUUGCGGCACAGUGACGUCAUAAUACACAAGUGUUUUAACUGUUCUGCUGUACUGGGUACACCCUCGGAAUUGAUUCAACAUCUCAAAACCCAUGGACUCAGAUUAUAUCAAUGCACCUGGUGUGUGUUCGGUGCUGAUAAUGAAACAAAUAUGCUGGCACACGCCUCCGCUAAGCAUCCAACGAAACAGCCAAAAUCAUACUUGAGAGUUAUUACAAACAAGGAGGGCUCUUCAGAAUUUCGAGUGCUACCUUUGGCACACUUAAAUAAAUUGGUUGUACCAACAGUUGAUAUCCUUCCCAGUGUAACUAAAGAGAACCCUGUCAGAGAGGCUGAGAGAUCUGUCGAUUUAGAAAAGCUUAUCGGAGGUACAACCUCUUUCAUUGAUUCUAUUACCAAUGCGAGUGAAAACAAUCCAGUUUCAAUUCAAGAAGGAGAUAUUGAAAACAGUGCAGCAGAGGAUUUUAAUGAUGUAGAGCUUGGAAGAGUUACACCCGAUAGGCCUAUUACUUUGGACCAACAAACAACUCCUGUGAUAAAACGUGAAGAAAGACCUACGUCAGGAUCGCGACUGGCUUAUGAAGAGAUUGUUUGUCUUGAUAGUGAUGAAGAGAGCCCCACAGCAGCACAGGUUGUGUCAGCAAAAGAAAUGACGGGAAAUUCAAAAGAACCACUAAAAAAGGAUCUUAUGAAAUUACCGCUACCCCUACUGUACAUGUGUUCACAAUGUAACACUGUAUCGAAAAAUGCACAAAGCUUUAAAUCACACCUGCAUACCUGUGCCACAGGUAACACCAUUCCUUGCGCCUUUUGCUCCUUUCAAGGCAAGGCCAAUACAAUUCCUGACCAUUAUACAAAAAACCAUUUGUUGCAAAAUGCAAGUCAAGUCGUUUGUGAGCAUUGUGAAGAAAAAUUCGAAACAGAAGUUUUAGCAAAACAGCACUUGAAAUCUGCACACAAUGCCACCUCUUGUACUGUGACAACAAGGUAUAUUAACGGUGAAGCUAUGUGUUUUGUGAAAGAAAUACCUAAGAAAAAUACUAGACGUAAACGAUCCAUAGGGACCGUGGAUAAGGUUACAGAACCACCUGCAAAAAUAACAAAAUUUGGGCCAGAAGAAAUCAACCAGUUGCCCAUAAAUGCUAUAUUUGACAAUCAUGUCUGUUGUUCUUUAUGCGAAUUUCAAACCAAGGUGCGCUUGAACAUGGUACGCCAUUUACAAUUCCACGCAAAUAUGCAACCAGUUGCGAAAACUGCGCCGGUUAAUCCUGUACCACAUUUAGAAUCAAACGAAAAGCAUUUCGAUAAAAUGGUGAACCUGGCUUCCAGUUCCUUGGUGUCACGAGUUGUUGAUAAAGGAAAUAAGAAUGAGCACCCUAUCGUUACAGUUUUGGUGCCACAAGAGAUAGCAGUUAAAUAUCCCAAAUACGUUCCAGAGAGACAAAGACAUACUUGUGGAGCCAAAGGAUGUACUUAUACGUCUGUAGAUGAAAAUAUGCUGAAGUAUCACUGGGACACGUUGCAUAAUGGUAGCAAUGACUUCCUCUGCGUGCACUGUCCGCCAAAUCAGACAAUAGAUAAAUCAAAGCCAUUAACCGCAUCUCGUAUUAUAGCUCAUCUGAAAAUGCACGACGUUAGGUUAUACGCAUGUUCUGCGUGUACCUUUUAUUAUUAUAGGCGGCAGAUUGUAGAGAAGCAUAUAGCCGAGAUUCAUCGUACUGGUGGUGCCAAUGUGAUAGUUAUCAGAGAAGAAAUCGAAACUCCAACUGUGAGUCAACCGACAGCUGUGAAUGCAACAACCACAGCUCCAACGAUGGAUCUGAAGCCAUGGCAAUGCGGGCUUUGUGAAUUCAAGAGUUUACUGCGCCCUGAAGUGGCUGAUCAUUGUUCCAAAGUUCACCAAUCCAAGAUGCGAUUCAAAUGCAGCUAUUGCGCUUUCAGGACCUCAAAUGAGGAAAAUAUAUCUAGGCAUCAAGCAAAAUCACACCCGGGUCAACCUGCUGAAACUUUUUAUUUCUACUAUAGAGAAGGGUCGUUCCCUGAUGACCCGUAUGGCACACCCUUGUGGCUGAGACAGAAGAGCAAGUUGAAUACUGUUGAUAAACUUGAUGAUGGUGUUAAAAAGGAGAUAUCACCUGAACCAACACCUCAACCUCAGCCAAUUGUAAAUAUUCCACCGAAACCUACCACAGAUGUGGUAAAUCUUAAUAUAGUGAAAAAAGAAGUGUCUGAGCCUGAAGAGAAUGUUGAUGAACUUUGUAAACAGUUUGGACAAUUUUGUGAACCAAAUGGUCUUAAAUUUAAAUGUUCUCUCUGUAAAAAUGUCAUUGAGGACACAAAGGACGCUAUGAGAUCUCAUUUCUAUGAAGAAUUACAAUAUCGAAAGUGGGGCUGUGGAGUUUGUUACUAUAAAGCAUUCCAUAAACAAGGACUAAGUGACCAUAUGCAAACAGAACACCGUCAAAAUCGUGAACCUGUUGAACUACCGCUGGACACAAAGAUCGAGACCUGGGUCUCGCAGUUCCUAGAAUACCAGGAAAAGAUAAUACAGAAAAAUAAAGAGACAUUAGCUCAACAAAAAGCUGAAAUACUUGCAUCUGCACCUGGUCACUCUGUUCAGAAACCUGCUGUCAAUAUUGCAAGUCUUGCGCCGCUCCCGGUGAAACUCACAAAUAAGGAUCUAGAGGAAAAAUUCGGGUCUUUAGGGUUUGCUCUCAAUACCUCGUUCUGCUGUCCAAAGUGCAAUAUCCUUAUAAAGGAAGAAAAUGAGAUGCGUAAUCAUUUAGAAAUUGAAUUAAACAAAAUAAGGUGGCGUUGCAGUGUAUGUACCAUCACAUUCCAGUCCUAUCACGAAGCUCAAUUUCAUUGUAAAACACAUGUUGGUCAGUAUGCUCGCCCGAUAGAAGCUCCACGGGACUCUACCAUUCGAUCAGCCUGGGUUGAUGCAGUACUGAACUCUCAGAGACUCGUUGUUAAUGCUGCUGUCGAAAUAGAGAAAGAGCGAGAAGAAGAUUCUGCAGGACCAGACGCAGCACCUGACAAUUCUUUGCUCGUUGUCAGAUAUGAAGAACGUGUGCCCACUCCGGAAGGCAGUGCAGUUCAGAAAAGGACAGCUCCCGAUAGUGGAGAUGAGAGAUUGAUUAUCGAUGAAGUUAAGGCAAAACAGAGGAAAAAGAAUCUACACUGUGAAUACUGCAGCUAUAAAUCAAAUAAUCCCAAGUGUUUCAACGACCACAUUCUACGGCAUUACGAUUUGCAGCCUUACACUUGUGGUUACUGCAAAGUUACUGGAUCAAUGAAGAUACUGUCAAGACAUCAGAAGAUAUUGCAUCAGACUCUGCCAAUAAAUAUACUACCAACAGCCAUUCCUAAUGAAACUCCUGAAGAAUACAACAAAAAUAUCAAGAAGAAUGAUUUCCUCAUUUGCUUAACAUGCCAGACGCAUUUAGUGGCAGAUGACACGAUCGGCCAUCUACACAAAUAUAAUAUAAAACCGGAAUUUGGCAAAGUGGGUGACAUUGUUGUCAAAUGUUCUACAUGUCAGUCCUUGCAUAAAGAUAACAACAGCUUUUUCCAUCACAACAAACUGAUGCACCCCAAUGACGGAAAUUACGUUUUCUACAAGCUGACCCUUGAUAAUAGACAGACUCAAUUCAGCUGUAAUUACUGUCCACAAAGGUUUCCAUUGAAAAAGGAUUUGAAAGCACAUAUAUUAGCGAUUCACCAGGAUGACCCGAGCAACACAUUUGAAACAGCUGGGCAAGUGACUGCAGCUCCAAAUAUAGACAGCAAUUGUGAAGAUUUGUCCCCUAGAAAAAAGGUUGCCCGAAAGUCAACCACUAAACUGCCAUUCAAUAGUAUUGCAAAAAAAUCUACAACAAAAUUGCCAUUCAGCGUUCCUAAUGAAGAAGAGUUUUCGGUCUACGGCACCAGACCAUCGUUGGAAGGGCUCGAAAAUGUUACCACACUCAUGCCUAUUUACAACUCCUUCAUGCCAGUAACAUAUCAGAAGCUGACUGAAAUCCUUAAUUUGAAUCCUAGAGUGAUUGUGCCUGAGUUAAAACAUGAUUGAUGUCUCAAUGUGUGAUUGUUGAUUUAAUUUAUAGUCUACAUGACAUCAAAACCGUUAUCUGUGAUUUAAGCAUUCUUAGUUGUAAUUGAAUUUAAGAAUCAAGACUCAUUAGUAUUUAUUAGUUGUCUACUUUGAAAGUGAAUCUAAAGUGUUUUUUCUAUUAUGUUUAAUUAUUAUAAAUGACGACUGAUAACUUCCAUUGUAUUUUGUUUUUUUUUUAAUUUGACGCGAUUGUCGUGCAGUUAUUUGAGUUAUAAAGUAUAUUUUUUUGUUUAAGUUCAAUUUUUUAAAAUAAAAAAAAAAUCGUGUAAUAAUCAGGGAUCUUGUCGGUGUCGUGGAUCUAAGUUUGAAUGUUAAAGCUAUGCUGAUUUAAUAUCGGGUUUUAAUCAUUUGUAUAUAUGCUAUGAUUUUCAUAUAUUCUCGACUAACUUUCUCGAAAAUGUAGUUAUUGUGUGUAAUAUUGCCAUGUCAAACGUCAUUCUAAGGCUGUUGUUAAGAAAACUAUAUUGAUAAUUUACAUGUGUGAUUAGUACCUAGAUACAUCUAGUGUUGUACUUUGAUUAUAACUGACUUAUAACAGUAAAAAUAAUUAAAAAUAAA